UUACAGUAGGAAAUGUACCUCGCAGUCUCGCCCAGAAUACGCCGGGCCGAUACUCGUAGCCCAUAGUCAUUAAAAAGCAAGCCGAAGCGCGAAGACCGCGCAGAAUAUCGCCGAUUUCAAUCGCCGGCCGGAGACGCUCAAAUCCUCCGGUUAGUUUCCGGAUCUCUAUCAUUUCGCGCUCUUAAACGAGUACUACGAUGGAGGCCGGCCGGAAUCAUCAUGGUUCAGUAUUGGAACGGAGCCUCAAAUGGCGGGAAGAGGAAGAUUAAGAAGUAAAUGCGUCGGAAAACGGAGAAAUUUCACCGCUUCAGUUUAAAAUAUGGAAAUGCGAUGAAGCCUCAUGAUCCGACAAAAUGUAUCCGUUGCAUUCUUUGAAUCACGUCUUGUUGCGUCCUAUUCCUCCCAGCAUUCUUUUUUGUCUUUUUCUUUCUUUUGAUUCUUCUUUUUCUUUUGCAUUACUUUUGGGUUCAUCCCUUUAUGUCUUUAGUUUUACUUUAAAUCCAUCCUAUGAUUGAGCUGGAAUUCCGAGUUUGAUUUGUACUGUUUCACCAUGCAAUUGGAAAUGAAUGAGGUUUUUAACUUUUGAGCUGGGCCACUUUUCUUUAUUAGAUAAUGCUUAUGCUUUAUCAAUUGUAUUAUGCGCUCUAAUGCUCUGGUCAUUAUUGAAAUUCUCUCCGGUUCCGGGUCCCACGGAAGGAACAUGGACGCAAGGUUUGGAGAUUUGUCACUUUAAUCUCUUGGCCUCUACUUUACUUUACGUUUCCUCUUUGAAUGAGAAAAUGUCGCACUUUUUCUGUUUUCUUUUUCCCUGUCGUGCAAGCUAUAGAAUGAUGCCAUGGUGGUAUGUCCAAAUUAGAUGUAACAGUCAUUUGAAUUACGCAUCCAUCAGUAUGCAUCUUCUCCAACAAUCAGAACACAUAUAUGCAUUACUGUUUCUCUAGAAUAUUGUUUCGGGUCCAAGCCUAGCGGUACAGUGUUUUCUGCGGAAGUUUUUGGCAUAUUUGGGUUUAAUGUUAUACCAAAAGGCCAUUAUCCUGUGGUGAACCUAGCUGGUGCACUAGUUCAAAAGUGGAUAAAGAGUACUCCAUUUUGAAGUGCACGAAUGCUUUAUGUAGAAAUAUGAGCCCACCAAAUCCUAUAUUUAAUCUGCUAUCAUCUUUUCAUAUCGACGAUUGCAUGAUAAUCGACUGAUGUGUACGUGGUUAAAAGUCCAUGUUUUCCAUAAAUGGGAGAAUCUGGCAUGAACAUGAGUUAUUGGAGGGAAGGGGGGAAAGAGAUUGAAGGGGUAUAGAUGCAAAAAUAGCUCUGCAGGCAGAAGUUUUUCAUUCAUUAAUUGUGAUGAAAAUGUGUUGGAGAUACAAGCUUGGGUUGCUUCUCAUUCUUAGUGUUGUGGUCAUGUGGGUUUCCUCUGCCGAAGUUACCCAGAGUAUUUUUGCAGAUUAUGAGCAACCAUUUGCAGUAUCUUAUGUUACAACAUCACUUUUGAUAGUUUAUCUUCCAAUAGCUUUGCUUAAGGAUUGGUUACUGACUUUUUUGUAUCGCUGCGAUCCUAAAUGUGGUGAAAAUCCCAAUGCGGUUGACCAAUCCUCCAUAGAGUUGCAGAAAAAUGAGGUGAAUCUUGCUUCUGAAAUAGAACAUCAAGGACAGUUAAGUUGUAAAAACUGUACCAUAGACAUGUAUAAUAAGGAUGAGGGAAAACCAUUGGUCGCUAUACAUAUAGGUAAAGAGAACACACUGAAAAAAGACCGGAAGUUCACUGCAAAGGAAGUUGCUGCUUUUGGCUUUUGCAUUGCUCCUCUCUGGUUUUUAACAGAGUAUUUAACAAAUGCUGCACUUGCACGAACAAGCGUUGCGAGUACCACACUGUUAUCCUCCACUUCAGGGUUAUUCACUCUUUUGAUUGGUGCAUUGCUGGGUGAAGACACAAUAAACAUCGUUAAAGUUGUCUCUGUUGUUGUUAGCAUGGCUGGCGUUGCGAUGACAACACUUGGGAAGACUUCAGCUGCAGAUGAGAAAAAUGGGAAUGGAAAUAAGAAUCAUGCACUUCUGGGGAAUGUCUUUUCAGUCCUCUCGUCAAUGACUUAUGGCCUGUUCACUGUGCUUCUCAAAAAGUUUGCUGGAGGAGGACAGAAUUUAGAUAUGCAAAAGUUAUUUGGCUGUAUUGGACUUUUCACCUUUGUUGCUCUUUGGUGGCUAGUGUGGCCUCUUACUGCAAUGGGCAUUGAACCCAGAUUCAUGUUCCCCCACUCUGCUAAUGUGGAAGAAGUUAUUCUUGUCAAUGCUUUUGUUGGAAGUUUUUUGUCCGACUAUUUCUGGGCAUUGGCUGUUGUUUGGACUUCCCCUCUGGUAGCUGCUCUUGGUGUUUCCCUUACUAUUCCUGUAGCAAUGUUGGAAGAUAUGGUCAUCCAUGGCCGGCAAUAUUCGGCAGUUUAUAUCAUUGGGUCAGCCCAGGUAUUCUCAGGAUUUGUAAUAGCAAAUCUUUCAGAUUGGCUCUCUCAAAAACUGGCAUCCAAGCUCUGAAGAAGAACUUCCCAACUCCAAUCAAUUUCUUUCGGACCUCUAUAAUAAUGUUGGCAUCUCAUUUCAAUUGGUCAAAAGCUUUGGUGAAGAAGAUUAAUUUCCCUGUUAGAUCAAAAGUUGAAGGAUUUACAAUGAAUUGUGUUUAUUUUAACUUGUUUGGCUGAUUUGUAUGAAAGUGAAACAGGCCAGUCUUGUUUUGAUGCAGUUCUUUGGACUUAUUACAGGAGACAAAAUGCUAUUUGGCAACUUUUAGUCAAGCUAAGGAAGCCAUUUCUGACAAGACUUGAAUCAAUGGAAUGGGUUCUCUUCUUUGUCUUUAGCAUA
Molecule: messenger RNA, 2844 nt
Organism: Momordica charantia (bitter melon)
Lineage: Eukaryota; Viridiplantae; Streptophyta; Magnoliopsida; Cucurbitales; Cucurbitaceae
Product: putative transporter C405.03c
Cellular component (GO): membrane
Source: RefSeq, a predicted model, not a curated record